CAAGCGACGAAAAGUGACUCACGGUAUGCUCCAUAUUUCGCACCAGUGUAUUUGAGUAACCCUCUCAUCGAUGUCCUUCAUCAUAUACCCUGUAGCUUGUGUGUACUGUCGUCGAUCACAUAUGACUUGCGAUGACGGUCGGCCUUGUCAGCGAUGCAUCAAACGUAGCAUUGGCCAUCUGUGCCAUGACGAGCCGAAGCAGCCUUCCUCCAGCUCACAAAGUAAUGCCCAGCAAGCACCCAAAGACAGGUCCCCAAUGUCAGCCGCUGCUGCGUCAAGUAACAGCUAUAACCCACUCUCGUCACAUAUGGCUGCUGGCAACGGUUUUGGAUCCAAUCACAGCAAUCUUGGCGGUCUGCCACUCCAAUUUUUUGGGCAAAUGGGCACGGGUCAAUUGACCUUUGCCAGCGAGCAUAUGGGCAAUGAAAUUUCAGUUAUCAGUGACUUUCUUGAUUCGCUCGGUGCCGACAUGAAUCCCAUGUAUCCGAACCAGCAACCUCACCCGCAACAACAUUUACAGAACAACUCCUCCGUUAAUACCGCUGAAAAAUUCUUCCUCACCGCAGCCGAUCCUUCCGACGGCAAAUUAGAAGAUCGACUCACCGAAGUCAUUAAUGCCAAAUACGAAGCUGGAUUUUUGAAACCAUACAAUUAUGUGAAUGGCUACGCACGAUUACAAAAAUACAUGGAUAACAAUAUGUCAGCAGCAAGUAGGCAGCGUAUUCUGAACGUCAUGGGAACAUUCCGUCCAGCCUUCCGAUCAGUUGCGCAAUCAUUGACGGAUAUUGAUCUGAUUUUGGUGGAAGAAGCAUUUGAACGCUUACUGCUUGAUUAUGAUCGUGUAUUCAGUUCCAUGGGUAUCCCAGCAUGCUUAUGGCGACGUACAGGCGAAAUAUACAAAGGCAAUAAGGAAUUUGCAUCCUUAGUCAAUGUACCCAUUGAGAAUCUGCGAGAGGGACGAUUAUGUAUUUAUGAACUCAUGGCGGAAGAAUCUGCAGUGAAUUAUUGGGAGAAAUAUGGCAAUAUCGCCUUCGAUCCCGGUCAGAAAGCUGUAUUGACUUCCUGUCUGCUUAAGAAUCCCGAUCGUGAGAGCACGAGUGUCAUCUCUUGUUGCUUUUCAUUUACCAUUCGAAGAGAUAAAUAUAACAUUCCGACUGUCAUUGUAGGCAACUUUUUGCCAGUCCAGUUGCAAUAAUUGAUUUUAUAUAACUUCAUUUUGUUAUUUUUUUACUUUCUUUCAUUCCUUUUAAUGCAUCAUUUUUUUUUCCUUCGUUGACCUGUUUUACUGUUGGAUAGUUAGGCUGGCCUUAAUAUCAUGAACGUUUAGAUUCUUCACCACUGUAUUAUGUCGCCAUAACAAUGCAAUGCGGC
Radiomyces spectabilis is the source of this 1371-nucleotide messenger RNA. RefSeq lists its product as uncharacterized. The record is from RefSeq and is a predicted model, not a curated record. Gene Ontology annotation, biological process: regulation of DNA-templated transcription. The transcript has 9 exons. Gene Ontology annotation, cellular component: nucleus. Gene Ontology annotation, molecular function: RNA polymerase II transcription regulatory region sequence-specific DNA binding; zinc ion binding; DNA-binding transcription factor activity, RNA polymerase II-specific. NCBI's taxonomy places the organism in Eukaryota, Fungi, Mucoromycota, Mucoromycetes, Mucorales, Radiomycetaceae. Bases 71 to 1195 code for a protein of 374 amino acids.